GCCGACCUCACCGCCCCCUGGCGCUCCCUCGCCGGAGAGCAGCAUUAAAACGCCUGCACUCCUCCGGGCUCUGGAGAGAGAGAGAGAGAAGGAAAGUCCAGUCCGUGAACGGAGAUCCACACUGAGGGGGAACCAUGCAGGCGUGCCGCGCUCUGAGCUCCGUGAUCGUCGUUUUAAUUGCGCUUCAUCAAUGUGCGGCUUUCUGGCUUCUGAACGUGAUCUUCCCUCCUACAGCCAAACCAAGAGUCCCGGGCAACAGCACACCACCGGUAAUCAUAGUACCUGGGCAUUUGGGAAACCGCCUUGAAGCCAAGAUAGACAAGCCCACACUGGUCCACUGGUUGUGCUACAAGAAGACUGAGGACUGGUUCCCCCUGUGGAUCGACCUCAACAUGUUCAUGCCUAUUGGUGUCGACUGCUGGAUUGAUAAUAUACGGAUUGUGUACAAUCGGACGACUCGCAAGACCUCCAACGCUCCAGGGGUUGAAGUCCGAGCCCCUGGCUUUGGCCAAACGUACACCGUAGAGUUCCUGGACAAUAACAAGUUGGCAGGUUAUUUUUACACCAUGGUUCAACAUAUGGUCAACAUUGGAUAUGUGCGGAACGAAACCGUUCGAGCAGCGCCGUAUGACUGGAGGAUUGCCCCAAAUGAGCAGGAGGAAUAUUUCUCGCGACUGAAGGGUCUGGUGGAGGAGAUGCAUGACGAGUACAAGCAGCCAGUCCAUCUGCUGGGCCACAGCAUGGGCGGCAACUACAUCCUCUACUUCCUCAACCAGCAGAGCCAGGCCUGGAAAGACCGCUACAUUAAGAGCUUCAUCUCGCUGGGAGCACCGUGGGUUGGAGCCGUGAAGCCACUCAGGGUUUUAGCAUCAGGUGACAAUGAUGGAAUCCCGCUGGUGUCCAACAUCAAGAUCCGUGAGGAGCAGCGAAUGACCACCACGAACCCGUGGAUGAUCCCGUCCGAGGAGGCGUGGCCCAAAGACCACAUCUUCAUCUCCACUCCGUUCUUCAACUACACCAACCAGGACUACCAACGCUUCUUCACCGACAUCAACUUCGAGGACGGCUGGUACAUGUGGGAAGACACGCGCAACCUCACUGCUGGACUCCCCACGCCAGGGGUGGAGGUCUACUGCUUCUACGGCGUCGGACGUCCCACGCCGGUCACCUACAUCUACGACGAGGAAUUCCCAAACUCCGACCCCAUAGACUUUCUGUACGACGAUGGAGAUGACACGGUGGACAGCCGCAGCAUGAGCAUGUGCAAGCGCUGGAUAGGACAGCAGGAGCAGCCGGUGUACGUGACUGAAUUCAAAGGCAUGCCCCACCUGGACAUGGUCUUCAACCACAAUGUUCUGACAGCCAUCCAGGAGAUCCUGGAGGGAACUUUCCACCAGGAGGAGAGCGUUCACACGGUUACAGUGAGAGCUUCCCCUAAUCUCCCUCAAAAGCCCCUCACCCCGAGCCCAUGAGUAGUAUUCCUUGGCCUGAUUUCACCACUGAAAACACACAGUGGGUAAAGGUGAUGGUGGUGGUCCACUUACUAUUGAUGUCAUGUCUAAAGCUGCACCAUUAAAUAUUAAAGUUCCUGAAUGGUUCUUGGCUCGGAUGUGCAGUUAAUAAGGUUCCUGACGCUCAAAUUUCAUUUACAAAAAAGGUUGCUGAAAGGUUCUUUAAGGGAACUUUUGAGACCUUUUGGCACCUUAAAUUUUAAUAGUGUGCCAAGCAGAGUUGUUGUCGAUUGGGGGAUGAAGAGCACUGCUGAG
Colossoma macropomum (tambaqui) is the source of this 1766-nucleotide messenger RNA. RefSeq names its product lecithin-cholesterol acyltransferase (gene lcat). The transcript is spliced from 6 exons. Gene Ontology annotation, biological process: lipid metabolic process. Gene Ontology annotation, molecular function: phosphatidylcholine-sterol O-acyltransferase activity. The record is from RefSeq and is a predicted model, not a curated record. Bases 135 to 1472 code for a protein of 445 amino acids. NCBI's taxonomy places the organism in Eukaryota, Metazoa, Chordata, Actinopteri, Characiformes, Serrasalmidae.